ACAUUUCCCUCAUCUUACGGUUUGAAGAGUCAUUGUCAUCUGGCUGUGAGCAACUGACUUUUCUGAUCUUCACCUCUCAUCAUUGUCCAUGCGAUCCUGGAAAAUAACAAAAAAAGAAAACAGAAUCUAAAAAAAGAGACAACAAUAUUCUCAGCAUCUGAUCUUCACUAGAUCUACUAGAUCAUCUGAGGGAUUUGACCUAAUCAAGAUGCUGCUGAUCAUUGAAGCUGUUCUUCUCAUUUUAGCUGCUCUAGGACAGGAUCACAGAGCAGCUGCUGUUUCAGAACCGAUAUUUCCACUGGAUAUGGCACCGAAUUCAGUUGAUGACCAAUAUUUGGGCUGUAAGGGGAAAAUGGCAUACCUGGUGAAGACAAAAUAUCUAGAGAAGGAAAUGAAAAACUCAGCUAAAUUCAAAUAUUAUUGGCAAAACAGUGAAAAUUUUGUCAAGUUUCCAAAAGAUCAGUUAACAAGGAAUCAUUUAGUCGCUCUUCAUAUGUACACUGGUAAAUAUAUAUAUCGUCAGUUUAAUGAUGACACUCGUUACGGUAAAAACCAAUACAAAGGCAAGAAAUUCUCAUGGUAUUCACUCCACUUCCUGCUAACAGAUGCGAUACAGAUUCUGAAGAAACAACAAAAUAAAUGCUAUAAAACUUAUCGUGGUACUACAGCUAACUUUGAUAAGUAUGUUCUGAACAAAGAGAUUCGUUUCGGCUCAUUUACAUCCUCCUCUCUCGAUCGUAAAGUAACACAAAGUUUUGGAACUAAAUCUUGCUUUGAAAUCAUAACUUGUGAAAGUGCUGAGCUGACAAAAUAUUCUCAGUAUCCUUACAUAAAAGAGGUGUUGAUUCCUCCGUAUGAGAAGUUUAGAGUCAUUGCUGUCAAGACAAAAAAAUAUUAUAAAGAUCUCUGGUGUAACACCGUCUUUACUUUGAGAAGCACUGGAAGAACAAGUUACAUGAACUGUGCUCUAUUCUAGAAAGGCUAAAAACAUAUGUGUUGCAUUGAA
Molecule: messenger RNA, 1006 nt
Organism: Carassius carassius (crucian carp)
Lineage: Eukaryota; Metazoa; Chordata; Actinopteri; Cypriniformes; Cyprinidae
Product: NAD(P)(+)--arginine ADP-ribosyltransferase 2-like
Exons: 3
Coding region: 209-976 (255 amino acids)
Molecular function (GO): NAD+ poly-ADP-ribosyltransferase activity; NAD+-protein-arginine ADP-ribosyltransferase activity
Source: RefSeq, a predicted model, not a curated record